Symbiodinium sp. CCMP2456 is the source of this 174-nucleotide messenger RNA. The record is from the annotation of a GenBank genome assembly. NCBI's taxonomy places the organism in Eukaryota, Dinophyceae, Suessiales, Symbiodiniaceae.
GUUGGCUGGAAGCACGGCGCAUUGAUUGAACGCCUCGAGUCCCAACGCAAGGUGAAGAGCGAAGCCUUCCACAAGAAGAAGACGGCGACCCUGAGGGCCAAGAACGAGGCCAAGAAGGCUGUGAAGCUCUCUGCGGACGACAUGAAGGCGCUUGAGGAUGCAGGCUACGCAUGA